AUGUGUGGUAACUUAGCAUUAAUAUGCAGGAAUUUGCAAGGAAAAGUAUUAGGUUUAUCACUGGCAGAACUUUCAUCCAUAAAUAAUGCAUGUAUUCAUAUAUUGUUAGCUCUCAGAAGCAGAAGAACAAAAAGAUCUUCUAAAGGUGCUGAAGAAAAUUACUGGGAUUGUAGUGUUUGUACAUACAGAAAUUCAGCUGAAGCUUUCAAGUGCUUGAUGUGUGAUGUACGUAAAGGAACGUCUACAAGGAAACCCCGGAUUAAUCCACAACUUGUUGCUCAGCAAGUUGCCCAACAAUAUACGCAAUCUCAACCAAAACAGAAAAGUUCAAAUUUAAAACCUGACAAGGACAAAAAGUCUUCUGGUGAUAAAGCUGCCAAAAAAAUUAGACCAAGAUUAAAGAAUAUUGACCGAAGUAGUGCUCAACAGAAAGCUGUCACUGUCAACAAUGUGACUGUUAUCAUAACAGAAUUCCAGCCAAAACGUAGAGUGUCAUCUGAUAAUGCAGCAAAUGGACCACAUAGUAGCAGUGGUAAUAGUACAGAUAGUAGUCAGUCAGAUUCUGCCAGCCACAGUGAGGCGCAAAAUGGGGAUAUUCAGUCAGAUCGGAGGUGAUGACAAAAAAUUUCCCCAUUUUAAAACUGGUCUUUCGUUUUUAUCAUUGUUUAGACUUUUUAAAAUGUUGUACAGAUGGGACAAAAUGGAGCACUUUUUAACUGCCUAAUCAUUUUUCACAGAGGUGUGCCAAUAACAUCUACUAUUCUUCAUCAUCAGUGACAAAAACUGUGAUUUAUUUGACUAUCAAAUGAUAGCCUUGACUCAGGCAAGUGUAGAAUACAGACUUCUGCAAAUUAUCAACUGCCAUUUUUUAAAAGAGAAGAUAUUGAACUUUGGUUUUUAAAGGUGAAAAUUUACUUCUUUUUUAAAUAUUUAUUAAAAAAUAUAAAAUUUGGCAGAUUUAUAAAUAUGGAGGAGGAUUGAAAAGUGUCUUGAACUCCCUAGAAAUCUAUUGAUGGGCAAAAUAAAACAUGUACUUUUUCAUAUGUUUGUGUUUUAGAAAGGACAGAUGAUUAAGGUAUUUCUUUCAUCUUGGCACCAGUUUUAGUGUAUUUUAUAUACGAAAAAUACAUUUUCUGGGCAUGUAAUCACUUUUGGACAAUUGACUUAACUCUCUCCGCUGAAUUUUUAGUUUCAUUACUGUUCUUUCCAGAAAUUAAUAUCUUCCUGCAUCAUGCGUUUAGUGGUACAAGGACAAUAUGAUCCUUUUUUUUUUUUUUUUUUUUUCUGCUUAGUUACAUUAUUGAGCAUUCGUUGCACAUCGUGCAAAAUUAUAAUUUCUCUUAUAUUAGUAUAAUAUAUUAAAUCAUUUCAAACAUUCAUCCUCUGUGUUUGCAGGUGGAUUCAUUGGCAGUUCCAGAUUUCCUGAUAGUUGGGAAGCAAUUAAAAGUUCUAGAAUUUUCACGUAUUGAUAAAAUUUAUAUUGCCUUCUGGAAAGAAUUACUUCAUUUGGAAAUGUGCUGAACGAUUUAGUAAUUUUGGUGACCAUGCCCGGAUGGCUGUGUGAUAGGAAAAUAGAUUGCCAUGAUGAAAGAAAAAUUAAUGUCUUGGUUCCCUCUUUAUUUCUGGUGCAAAAAUGCAUUACUUUUUAGUUUUCUCUCAUAAAAUAAGUUAUAUUUUCAGAAGUUUGCCUGAAUGUUUUGUCUGUAAAUUAUAGUUGGAAAUUUAUUUAAUUAAGGAGUAUUUGAAUACGUGUGUUCCAUUUAACUGUGACUUUUUUUAAUUUAUAAUUUUAUUACACUAAGUUUUAAGAUUGAAUGGCCAUUUGUAUUUCUUUAUGGUGCCUUGAAUCAGAGGAAAGAGUUUUAUUUAUUUAUUGAUAAUAUUUUUAAUUACACAUUUUGAGUAUUUUCAGUGGAUUUUUAAUCAUAUUUUAUUCUGUAGCAGUGUUCAGUGUACGAUGAUGAAUUUUACAUUCAAAUUUUGUUGGACAUUUUGUGAAGUUUAGUACUUUUUGUAAUAAAUUUUAGACUUAGGUACCAUAUUAUUCAAUAUAGUUUUAAAGCAUAUAUGUUUAUUGUGCUUCUGAUUUCAAAAUAUUUUAGCUGCUAUCAUUAAUAAUAAUAAAGUUUUAAUCAUCAGUUAGGGGCAUGAGAUUGCCUAAAGAUAAAAUAUAAAAAUAAAAUUAUUACAAAUUAUAAAAUUAAAUUAUAACUGUGUAUUAUGAGUUCAGUACAUUUUAUAGUUAUUUACAUAUGUAUCAGGUGGCCAACAUUUUUACCACAAAUGCUUAGUAGAUGCCAAUAAUAGUUUAAUUUGUCCUAAUAAAGAAUUUAAAUUAAAUUGCAGGUUAAUAAGUUACAUAAUGGGGUGUUUGCAGCAAUUAAAGGACAUCUGGAAUUGUUAUGCUGAAAAAAUUUUAAAGCACUCUUAAAUCUUUGUAAAAUCUCAAGGCAUUGUCAGAGUCUUAACAGAUGACUUUUCAUUAGUCAUUACCUAGAAUUUUAAAUUUAGCAAAUUUAUUAUGACCUUUAGUGUAUUAUUGUAGCACUAUUACUAUCCUUACAGUUAACUAUAACAUAAAGACUCUUCAGGAUACAUUGAAAAUACAAUAAUAUAUGGGGAACCUAACCGAUUGAAUGCCAGAAUCGCUACAAUGAACGGUAAGAAACUUGUUUGGAAUCUAGGCACUGAAUUAAAUGGCUAUUUUUAUUUUGUACAAAUGGUAUUUCAAAAGGCUCAUAAACAUUUCUAGAGCACUCAGCCUAAUUUCUUAUUCUCUUAGUACAUUUUAAAUGAAUUUAAAAUUUGUUGCCGUAAUAGACAUGUUGGCAUUCCUGAUAUGUAUAAAAAAAGUACAUAAGUUAUGUACUUAUAAAUUUCCUAGUUCGAGAGGAUGGGGAAAAGUCAUAUAUUAUAAUCAAUCAUCUUUAUUUAAUAAUCCAUUGAAAUUUGCAUUUUCUGCCCAAUAUAUAAAGUCUACAACUUUUAGCUAGUUAUUUAUUUCUUAGAUGGCACUAUCAAAAUGCUUUUUUUAAAUAUUGAAAAUAAGAAUACAUAAAUAAAAAUUAUUCCUUAAUUAAUUUUAAUAAUUAAAUGUUUUAAAUCCAUUAAAUUUGAAUUUAUGUUCUACCAGUUUCUUAUAAUUACAUGAAACAAAAGCAGGAGAGGCCCUUAACAUAUUUAGGACCAAUGUCACAUACGCAUGACACAACAAUUCCACUUCAACAAAGCUGCACCGUCAUGAAAGGGUUAAUUAAAAAGUAACUUUUACAGCAUUAUUACAGAACUUUCCCAAUGCAUGAUACAUCUUGCAUCUAAAAAAGCCAUCAUUGUCCAGUGUUGAUCCUUGUGUUGAAUUAUUCCACACGCAGCAAAACUAUUAAUUUGGAUUUUAAUUACCUACCUAUUAUUGCUUAAUUUUCUUUUACAUUUCGCAUUUGUAAUUUUGUUUUCAUCUAUAUAGUUAUAAUUUUUGUACUUUGCAUUUUCAUUUAUUUCUAUUAAUGUUAUAGUCAUUAUUAAUACAUAUUAAAAAUUAGCAUAUUAAGUACAUAACUUCAAAAACUGAGAUCAUUAUAUUACAAUACGGAUUUUAUAUGAAUUUUUUUGUAAAAGCAGGCGUAACUGGUGAAAAUGCGUAGGCCGGUGGAGACUUUCCAUUUCGUGGGAUUCGGUUCCGUGGCUGCACUUUGUUCUUCAUGCGCUGGUCUUCAAGGGGUUAAAAAAGCCUUUUUUAUGAGUUGUUCAUUAUGGAUAUUACACAAUAUAAGGAAAACGUAAUCAUCAUUUUUAUUAACGGAUCUUCUGCGAGAUAAUGUGGAAACAUCUGUUGUGUGUACUUCACAUGUUGUGCAGAAAUCUAAAUUUUAAUAGCUUUGUUAAAAAAACUUUUAAUACUCAGUUGUGUGAUAAAAUGGUGGAAAAAAGAAAUGAUUAAAAAAGCAAGCAAUUUUAGUGGUGCCAUCUACAAAAUAAAUAAAUAAGUAAAAGCAGUAGAUCACAUACUACAUCAUUACCAUAUUUUAUUUGGUAUUUAUAUACAUAUUAUCCCAUCCCUAGAAAUAGUGGUGCUGCAAGCUUGCUGUCAGAAAGCUUCAUGGGUUUACGAUAGCAAAUAUGAUUGAAUCUGCUUUUAAUAUUAUAAAAAAGCAGAAUAUAAUUAUAGCUAAUUUUGAGGGAAAAUUAAUGGUAAAUAUUUAAUAAUAGUGAAUAAGUUAUAUUUACUGCAAACACUUCUUUUUUAGUUUGAGAAAAAUAAAUAUUUUAAAGUGCGACCAAGUUCCACUGAAACUGCAAUCAACAAAAUAUUUUGUUUGAGCUAUUAUUUACUACCGUUUCUUUUGAAAUUUAAACUUCUUAGCUAUUGUUUAUCAGAUUUCAAACACAAGCCCUUGUAAUUUUUAUUCUACUCUUCCAAUUGUAUAAUUAAAUAUUUUUGAAAAUUUUGCACAUCAACUUCCACCAUUGACAGCCAAUCCUAUAUUCAACCGCCUCUCCGAAGCUGAACAAGUAAAUGCAAAUUUUUCUCGAGCAAAAACAAACAUAAAGGGAUGGCAUAAUAUGGAAGUAUUAUGCUUUAUUUAUUUGCCAAUGUAACUAUAUUUAGAAAUGAAGAAAAGUCUCAAAUGUUAUCUUCUGUACACUUUUUUCUACUUAAUUAUCUAUUAAAUAUGCACUCUUGUAAGUGAACAUCAACAAAUUUAAAAAAUUUAACAGUUAGAGUUGUGCUUUCUUUGCUGUUCACAAGUAAUAACUUGAAUUUCAAUAAAAGUGUUAAUUAUGUAAACUCCAUGAUAAUUAAAAUUAAACUUUUGUAUGCAAAUGACAUGUUAAUGUUUGAGUGUUAGAAGAAUAUCAAAAAUUUACUUUUUCUGUUAUUGCUGUUCUGCAUUUUUUAAACCCCUUUUUCUAUUUUAGUUACAGAAUUUCAUAUUGUAUUUAUUUUAAAUAUAAAGUAUUGUAUUUAAAGUGUGUAAUAAAAUUGUAAAGAACUGAAAUAAACAAGGCAUUUUUUAAUAUGUUUUAAGAUUAUUUAAAAGCUUUACACUGAUUUUUUUUUAUUAAAAGCAAUAUUGAAUGUAUUAUUUCAGCUCUGAUAUUAUGAAACAUUAAAUAUUCCCAAAAUUGUAGUAAAUCAAUAACGGAGUUGACUAAUUAAAAGGCCACAGAAGAAAUCCUGUUGUCAUAAAUUCCCCUUGUUGUAAAAAGAUCACAUUGAUAAAAGCAUACACAAAUAAAUGCUGGGGAUUAUUGGCUUUAAAAAUUUACAUGUGUAUUUUAAAAAGUAUGUCAUGCUAAAUGAAAAUAAAUGUUCAGUUUUUGUUCAUAUUCAUAAA
This is a messenger RNA of Stegodyphus dumicola, 5336 nucleotides long. It is a transcript of the gene RYBP, whose product is annotated as ring and YY1 binding protein. Gene Ontology annotation, molecular function: transcription coregulator activity; DNA binding. The record is from RefSeq and is a predicted model, not a curated record. Gene Ontology annotation, biological process: positive regulation of DNA-templated transcription. NCBI's taxonomy places the organism in Eukaryota, Metazoa, Arthropoda, Arachnida, Araneae, Eresidae. Gene Ontology annotation, cellular component: nucleus.